AUGUCCCUCAUAUACCUCAUCCAUCACCACCACCACAGCCCCUCUUCAUCCUCCUUCUCCACCUCCUAUGCCACAAGUCGAGCGCUAGACUUCUCUGAAUCUGAUGCGCUUCGUGCAAGACUGGGCAGCAUUGUGAGGUCAUCUGCAGCUAGUCUUGCUGGUGGUGCUGAUCUGCUUAUGAUUGAGUACAAUGUUGCGUUCAGCAGCAGCGCUGGUCUUCUCAUGUCAAGUGCCCUAAACAAUUCUGUGUUCGAUGCUGCAUCUAGAAAUAGGCAGCGACCAUCAGACCUUGCUGAUGCUCUUUCACCAACCCUUGAUCAAUAUGACAAAAUGAGUGAAGCAACAGCAGUGCGCACAUCCCCAGAAGUUCAAACGCCCAUAGCACAGGAGAAGGUAGUUCCGGAGUAUUUAAGAUCUGACAGCUAUGGAAACGACGCAAAGAUCAUAACAAACCUCCUGCGUCUUACCAAGGUUGAGAUUGAACCGCUUGCUCAAGUUUAUCAGAUACGCACAAGUAGCAGCCCAAUGAGUGCUGAAGAUGUCUCAAGCUCUUUAGAGGACCAGAAGUCAGGAACUCUUGGUGACUUGAAGAAUGCAGAUUUACUAUCACGUAGCAAUGACAGUCUGAGUGAUAUAUCAGAAGAAGAAACUCCAUCACGAGGGGGUGCAGUUCGGGGGUUUUUCUCACGCAAUGCACCAGAGCGUUUGUCAAAUCUGUUCAAGAGAAGUGUUGACAGUGCUGAUGAAAAGCUCCGUGGAUUCUGGAAAAGGAGUGGCAGUGUCAGUAGAUCAAGUAGUAAAGAUUCUGUGAACCUAGAGCAGGGUGUUUCUGAUUACUUAGAAGGAGGAAGAGAAAGCUCAGCAGAAAAAAGCAGUGGGGACAGAAGCAGUACAGAAAGAAGUAGUGUAGAAAAGGAUGGUGACACAGAUCUUAUCUCUAUAAAACAAACUCCUGAACCCACAGUGGCAGUGGACAAAACUGAGCAAAAACCAGAAACUCCUACAAGCAGUAAACCACAGUCAUUGCUUUUCCCUCCCAGAUCUCCAAAUAUCAACAUUGAUAGAACUCAUAAUAACUAUUCUCCUAUUCCUUCUAGUCCAAUUCGCACUCCAGUCACGGAAAACGAUCCUCUGGGAGCAUUUAGUCCCCAGUCAACAGAAGAGGCAGAUCCCAAAGCUGGGCUGUCUUCCCACUCCAGUAUGACUGCCUCUGUAGUAUCUGAGUCGGCUUCUAGCACUCGUGAGUCACCCUCAAGACACAGCUCCGCCAGUGAUGAUUCAGAAUUGGUAGCACACUUAUCAGGACACCGUGGACAUCGACGCUCAAAUCGACAGGUUGCCAGAAGUGCUACAUUUACUGGCCGUACCAGUCAGGAUCCAGUGAGAAGAUUCCAGCGUUCAUCUAAUUCCCUUUGGGCGUUAUCUUCCUCUCCUAGUCCAACCCAUUCUUCCAGUCCUCAGCAAAGCCGUACCCUCCCUUCUGAUCAUACACAGUCUGAUGACUCUAACUCUGCCCUUAUGUCUGCUACUCCCACCUGGCCAUCCCUAAAGCUGCCAUUCAGUUACAGUAACAGUAGCAGUCGUCUUGGAAUGGCAUCCAACAUGGCCUCCGUCGGGCUGCGACAAGCCACGAAGCAAAUUGAGCAGCUUCGGGCUCAGUACAUUGAUCCUGCUAUGGCUGAUUUGGGCCAGUACAGUAAGAAUGCUUAUCCCUUAAGUUUCUUUAUUCCCAAGAUGAAAAGACUACAGAAUAUGGCAAUUGAAGGCCCUGGCAAUUUUAAUUACCGUAAAAAUGAAUUAAUCUCUGGAGGACUCAGCAGUAUGAAGUCAGCUGUAACAUCUCUCUCCAAGAAGUACAAUGAAAUCAGAGAUGCCAUCACUGCUACCAAUGCCCCUAUGAGAAGUGGUCUACCCAGUUCUCGUAUGGGAGAAGGAGAAGGUGAUGAAGAUAGCCUAGAUGGGUUUUGGAGCAGACGGGAAUCAGCUGAUGUACCAGGCAUGGCUCCAUUGGAUGAUCCAGGUGGCUUCUCCUUUGGAGCAUCUGGGGGUUUGAAUGAAAGUGAUGCCAUAUCAACACAGCAAGAUCUCUUCCCACCAUUAGGCUGGGAUCCUCAGGGGCCUUUCUGUUUAGGCAUCUGGUUGACAUCCUGUACUAGAUGUCACAAUUGUGCAGCUCUUCUCUACGAUGAAGAAAUUAUGGCUGGGUGGAGACCAGAUGACUCUAAUCUCAACACAAAAUGUACCUUCUGUGAGAGAAUGACUGUACCAUUGUUAACAAUCAUAAUAUAUGACUUGCGACAGGAACCUCGGCCAGCUAAGCAGGCAGAGGACUUAUCUUCAGAGUCAGGCAAGUCAACACCAGCACCACCAGGUGCGAAUAGUGAUGCCACUGACAAAGGAGCACCAACAGAAGAUACUUCUAAAGAGGAGCCAAGACCAGAGUCACUUUUAAAAGAUGGUGUUGGCAUCUUAUUGCAAAAGAAGGGGGUCCGUUGUGAGCCCAUCACUAUACCAUACUUGAGCCCGUUGGUUUUACGGAAAGAGCUAGAAACAGUCCUUAGUCAUGAGGGGGAUGUUUGCCUUAAUAACACAGAUUUCACCGAUCAUCAUCCUAUUCUUUAUUGGAAUUUGCUGUGGUAUUUUUGUCGUUUACGAGUCCCCAGUCAUCUUCCGGGUUUGUGCUUAACUGCAGCUAGUGUUACAAGAGAUCGAACGCCCCAUCCUUCUUGGGAAGGAGCUGACUGGCAAAAUGUGUACAUCAAAUGUUUGUGGGACAAUACAAAAUAUCAUGAAGAGCUUGGCCAACCCAUGUACAUUCAGUGGCAGCAAGAUAAACAGCCCUCGCAAUUAGUGUCUGCGUUAGUCAGAGAACGUACCAAAGUUCCAAGGGAUGUUAUGCAGAGUGUGAUAACUGCCAUACACAUGGAUGACUUGAGUACAGCAAUGAAACUUAUGCUUCAAGAAUUGAGAAAAAGACCCUCCAAUUUAAGACGGAAUCACUUCCCCAUUUAUCGUGAUCUUCUGUUCCUCGCAUUUUCCUGUAUACCCCCUGCUCAGCUUAAUCUAACAUCAUUUGAUCGUGAGUAUCGACGUGCUUAUGAACGAAAUGAACAAGCUAACAGCAAGUUACUUUCUCGUUCUGAUGCCCCUCCCCCUAUUGCUGCCGUCUUCUGCCGUCGCUACUUCAGUCAGCUUAGCCUGUGAUACUAGUGGUCAAUUAUGUGACCUUUUCGAUUUGAUCUUGGGAAUUUUCCUUAUGGGACCUGCACAUUGACAUCCCAGCAGACUCCCAGUUCUUACAUUUUGAGAGAAAACAAUAAAAAACAGAGUCUGGAAGUCAGUGCAUGGAAUCUCCAGUGCCAACAGAAUGGUUCUGUUUUUAGUUAUUAGAUCGUGCGUUUUCUUUCGUGAAAGAAAAUAAGUGGUAAGGAAGACUUUUGGGGCUAUCUUUUUUAUUUUUUUUUUAAUUUUUUUUGCCACUAAUUCUUCUAAAACUGCAUCAUAUGAGCUUGCCCCUCCAAGUUGUCAAGUGUGUUCUAGUUUGAACAUUUCUUUACUUAGUACUCAAUGUGUGGAACACAUGUGAGGAGUUGUGUGAGGGUUUCCAGUGUAGCUUUUUUUUUGUCAUGAGGAGAAAAAAUUUUAAAUGUGUGUGAUUCAAGUAGUGAUGUGUGGAUGAUGCAAGAAUGUGACAAUGUAUUUGAAGGGUUAUUUAUUUUUUCUCACUUUUGUUUUCUUUUAAACUUUUAGCAGUUUUCACAAAGGUAAAUCCAAGGAGUUCUUGAAACCUUUUGCAUUUGGUUGAAAGACAUUCCUAAAAUUUAUUUUCUUGAUUUCUUCCCAACUGUGAAUGUGAUAUGAUUUGUAUCUGCAUUAAGAUCACACCAUUUGAAUAUGAAUCAUGCCUUAGUCAUCCCAUAUUUUACUGUAUAUUUAGUGAAUUUCUAAGUCAUUACCAAAAAACUUAAAAAUGCAUAAUAUUUGAAUAAUGGAAACUGGCAGAAGAUAUAGCAGAUCAGUUUAUAUUUUUAUAGGUUUUGAUUAUUUCAUAAUAAGAUGUGAAAAAAUAAUGAGAGUUACAUGCUAAGUGUGGCCCUUAUUGCUUUUUUGUAUGCUUCCAGAGAAUUACAAGCAAUUUAAUGUCAAGAAAUUUCCACUCAUAUUUUGCAGAUACCUCUGCUGAAGUGCUUGUGAUGAUCAGUUUUAACUGGUGUUGCUUUGAUUUUAUAUCGAAAUCCUCUUUUCAUAGCCACCUACAUUUUUUAAUUUUUCACAUUCAUCUAUGUGACUUUAAAAGUAAGAUAUUUGCUUUGUAAAAUGGACUGUAUGUUUUUGAACCCAAUAAGAGCAUAUCUUACAUUUAGUAACAAAAUUUGAAAAAUUUUGUCACCAACUUUUCAACUUUCUCUCCUAUUCUUUUGAUUUUUAAAGCUCUCAUUGUUUUGUUUUUUUAAAAACUGAUCCAAGGGCAGCUGACAAAUAUUAAGACCUUGACAGAGGUAAAGUCAUACGUACAUCAGUAUUUUUUGUAAAAAAUUUCAAUGCAUGAUACUGUUCGAGAGUUUUUGUGAUAAAGACAACAGAUUUUUAUUAUACAGUGCUUUUGCAGCUGUGUUCCCUAAUGGCCCUUAAAGCCAAACCUCCUUAUGCAGGCAGAAUACCCUCAUGAAAUGACAAAGCAUAUACGUACUGAACAUUGCAACUUUUAGUAAGGGAUGUUUCAGUGAAUGUAUUUUUUAAAAAUUAUAAGCUGUUUGUAAAUUUUUUAUAAUCAUGGAAAGUAUUUUGUACUUUUGCACAUUUUGUGUUGAAGAAAUUUUGCUUAAUUAUGCAAUGCCUUAGGCUGUAAGGCAAAAGUCACCUAAUGUAAGAUGUACACACACACACACACACACACACACACACACACACACACACACACACACACACACACACACACACACACACACACACACACAC
Molecule: messenger RNA, 4959 nt
Organism: Macrobrachium nipponense
Lineage: Eukaryota; Metazoa; Arthropoda; Malacostraca; Decapoda; Palaemonidae
Product: DENN domain-containing protein Crag-like
Exons: 16
Coding region: 1-3204 (1067 amino acids)
Biological process (GO): regulation of Rab protein signal transduction
Cellular component (GO): cytoplasmic vesicle
Source: RefSeq, a predicted model, not a curated record